Hyaloperonospora brassicae is the source of this 2295-nucleotide messenger RNA. Lineage: Eukaryota; Oomycota; Peronosporomycetes; Peronosporales; Peronosporaceae. The record is from the annotation of a GenBank genome assembly.
AUGGAGACGGCAGCAAAGGCGUUCGAGCAGCACGUGGAGCUGGACGAGGGCGUACUGGCCACCUCAGCGCCACUCGAGACCAUUCAGUUAGGCCGCGUCAUUCUGCAUGUGAGCGAAGGGCUUGUCAAGUCUCCGGAACUGAGUCAGAAAACGCGCAAUGUGCAGACGCAGCUGGUGGAUAACAAAGCCAUUGGUGCUGCAUCUGCUAUCGGGGAACUGCUGUCUCUGCUCAAGGACAACAAAGAGGCGCUUGAGUACUUUAAAGGCAGCAUCGUACGAGUCUUGACUGGCCAGACGCUGCCAUCGCAUCCUCCAGUCUUUGGUGGCACAACACCCGAGUCUGUCAGUGACGUGGUAGAGGUGCAGGUGACGGCGAUGGCGGGUGAGACAGUGGCGACACCUGUGGCAUCUGCUGAUAAAGAAGUGUUGGGUGGAGAAAAAGCGGCGCCAAUUGUUGGCAAUGAGACAGGUAGUGCUCGCAAGCACUCUCUUGAGAAGGAAACGACGACGACUGAAUCGGAAGCAAAUUGCAAGCGGCUCAAGACAGGCAACACCGAGUCGGCUACGAACAACGAUGCAGCCCUUCCGCUAAGGACAGCGUUGGCGGAAGAGACGAAAUAUGACUCUGAGGAGGCCAAGGCGCGUGCUACUAACCCGGUGCACACGAUCCCGACUCAAUGGGAGCACCUGUAUUACAAGCAGGUGGAGGUGAUCAAUGUGAGCAACCGCCUGGCGAAAGAAAAGGUCCAGGCGAAGCGCUUUGCGGGUGAGCCGUUCUUGCUAGAGGGACACGCCGGCUGGCUAAAGCUUGCGCACGGGUGGGUGAAGCCGGACGGUACGCUGGACACUACAGCAUUUUUGCAUGGCAUUCACGACGUGAAAGUGCCGGUGCUGGAGCGCAACUACGAGGAGCGACGACCCAUCAAGACGCAUUUGCCGCUGAGCUACUACGUCAAGAACUAUUGGGAGCACGGCAAGUCAGAUUACUACUUGCAUCAGUGGCAAUUUCCUCUGGACCCGAAAGCCAGCUCACUGCUUCGCGACAAGAGCGAAGAGUUGCCUGUGCUCGGGGACAAUCUGCUGCAGUAUUGGCUGGACGCCGUGCGUGGUGAUAACCCGCUGCAAUACCUGUUCAUGGGCCAGAAAAGCACAAUGAGCCGUAUGCACUCGGAUCCGGGUGGUUUGGGUAUCACCAUUGCUCCGAUCAUUGGUACGAAACGUGUUACGAUGCUGCACCGCGAUGCAGCCAAGUUAGACUCUGUGCAUGAAUCCGUGAACUUUCACGACAUCGACUUAGAUAAGUCUCCUCAACUGGCCUUCCUGCCAGCAUGGCGGGUCAGCGUGAAGCCAGGGCAGAUUUUGUACAUGCCGGAGAGCACGUUGCACUCGUGUGAGAACGUCACAGCGUGCUUGUCGUACCACCGUUUCCACCUCGACACGGUGAACCUCACUGGUUUUCUACGGUCAUUUCUGGCGCAGGAUUCACCGUCAAUCAAUCACGCCGAGAUACUCUGGAACGCUGCGCACGAUGUCAUGUCUGCGAUCGAGAACGCAUAUCAAGCCAACGACGAGGUCCUCGACAAUACGGUCGUCACGCUGCGGAAGCUGGAUACGCUGCGUGGCUUGCGCCAUGCUUGUCGUAUGCUGUCCUUGGAGCAAGUGUUGCCAACGGAAGACUCGUGGGACUGGAAAAAGCUUCUGGACGACAUUGACCUCAUGCUGAUGCGCGUUGACCCCAGCGCCAAGUUGAAAUUGACGACGACCUUGGCACAGGGUUCUUCUGUAUCCGGGAAAGCUGUAGAUGGUCUGAAUGGCGAGGAAGCAGCCAGAGCAAAACAAGUUGUUGAAGCGGCAGCAAACAAGAAGAAGCUGUUCCAGAGCAAGGUGGCAACAACAGCCGCAAACGCUCACUGGGACUCGCUGAAUCUGAAGGUGGGAGACACGAUUGGCGUGCAGGUUUUCGAGAAGCGCAACCGUGCGGAAGUGUUGAAGGUGGUCCACGACAAGGUGCUAGUGCAGAUCCACUAUUCUGACUGGGAGUCCAUCUACGACGAGUACCUGCCAGUAUCGUGUCUCUUUCAGCGCAAGAAGGGAAAGAAGGUGGCAUUGAAGAAGACACCUGAAGUGGACGAGACAGUGAUGGCACGCUGGGGCAGCAAGGGUGAUCUGUACAACGCCAAGGUGCUAAAGGUGGUUCGCACGAACGCUUGCUACGUGCACUACCUCAAGUACGAGAAGGACUGGGACCAGUGGAUCCUGCCCGGCCACAUCUUCCGCAAGUAUCCUGACCCCUGA